Prorocentrum cordatum is the source of this 3689-nucleotide messenger RNA. The record is from the annotation of a GenBank genome assembly. NCBI's taxonomy places the organism in Eukaryota, Dinophyceae, Prorocentrales, Prorocentraceae.
GGGCGCCCAAGCGGGCAGCGGCAGCCAGCGACGAGGGCGGCAAGGUCAAGCUCAAGAAGAAACGGCGGAGCAGCUGGGAGAGCAGGGCUUUCGUGGAGGUGCUCGAUGCCGUGCUCCUCGGCGAUCUCCCACAUGUCGCAGACCUGUGCGUGCAGAGGUUCAGGAGCUGCGAGUUCAAGGCCAAGGGGGGGUGCCAGCCGCUGCCGUCGCAGUGCGAGCUGGCCCCCAAGCGUGCGAUCGGUCUCGCAGUCCCGCCGGAGGAGAUGCUCGCCGGCCAGCUGGAGAUGCAGGGGGCCAAGCUCGCAGAGAUCGAGCAAGAGGCGAAGAAGAGCGAGAAGGCCCACCAGGGCAGGGCUGCUCGCGCCGAGGAGUCGGGCUCGGGGCUCAGCAGGCGUGGCGUCGUGCGACAGAUCGGGCGCGCCGAAGCGCGGCGCGCAGCGGCGGCGACCUCCCCGGUGCCCGCGACGCGCGCGGCAGCUCCCGCCGUCAUGGAGGUCAAGUUCGAGCCUUGCAAGAGGAUGCAGGGCGGGGCCCUGUGGAGCCUCCGCAACUUGGAUGUAAACGUCGCCGAGAUGGGCCUCCAGGUGCUGCGACUGCUGCUGCGCGCGGACGCGCGGAUGGGCAGGCGGGCGGGGCGGGCGUCCAACGCAGCGCGCAAUGCGGCUGAGAAUGCCUCGAGGAGGCGGGGCGUCCUGCCCCUGCCGCUGCCGAGCGCGGGUGAGCGCGUCGAGGCCCUGUCCCAGCGCUUGGGCGAUCCCACGGGCGCGAUGAAUUCUCGCGGCGACGAGAGGCGCACCUUCCGUUGGAGGGUCGGGGUCGGGGCUUGGGCGUGCUUGCGCAGGCUGCUCACGAUCGACCUGCGCGGGGGUCGCGUCUUCAUCUCCGGACCGGUGUUGCGCCUGCCAGCCGCGCGGGCGGCCAUCGCCUGCGGCGCUACGCCUCCCUCGGCGAGGCGCUCGCGGGCUUCGUUCGAGAUGCUGGCAGCCGAGGACGCUUUCGCGUCCGCGGAGGAGGCGUUGGGGGCGGUGGACGCGCUGGAGGGCGACUUCAAGCUGCCGCUCUGCCUCCCGGCGCACGAUGCGCCAGCGCCGCCGCCGCCGCCGCCGCCCGGCCAGACCUCGUUGCCGUGCGGCUACUUGAAGAUAAAGGGCGGGGUCGGGUCCGACCAGGAGGUGACGGUGGCAGCGCCGGUCUUGCGGCGCGACCCCGUCUCGACCGUGGUCUUCAUGCCAGCGGGCCGGCUCGACUCCGCUUGCGAGCCCUUGAGGGCCGCCGCCGUCGACGUCCAGGGCGUCCUGGCGAGCGACGUCUUGGUGGGCGACUGCGUCGAGGUGCUGGCUGUGCUGGUCGCGGACUUCGGGGAAUUGCCUGGCAUUGGCACUGAGGAGGUGCACGCGUUUUCCGACCGGGCAACGCCGCAGCCAGCGGGCGCCGAGACCCCGCGCGAGUUCCUGCUGCAGGCAUUGGCUCGUCUCACCAGCGCCGCGCCCCAGGCCCAGGCAGCGGUUCAGGCAGAGCUGUUGCAGCGGCUGGUCGACGGGCAGGGCGCGCUGAUGCGUCGCCUGGAGGCGGUGGGGGCGGCCAGGGCUGGCCACCCGCCGGUGCUCGACGCGGGCGCCGCGGCCAGCCACUGGCCCGUGCCGGGAGGGAGCGAGGGCCGCGAGUCGAUGCUGAUGCAGAUCUUGACCCACCAGACCAACAUCCUGUCGGCCUUUUCCGCGCGGGGCGGCCAGGUACGGCGGAGGCCUCCGCAGAAAAACCUCUUCGACGACGAUUCCGUGGACGUGGUGGCUCGCUGGGGCUUCGGUCUGAUUGGGCGCUUGCGCCGCCUGUGGGCGAGCUUCGGCGCCUGCGUCCGGUCCUCCAUGCGUCGCGUUGCCGAGGAGGAAGCCGCGGAGCUCCCCCUGCGGGGCUUUCCAUGCUGGACGCCGAGCGGGUCCAUGCUGGUCGACCUGGAGGUCCUGAUGACUCGCAUGGUGAGGAUCUGGGCCGACGACUUGCAGGACAACUGGGCCCGCGAAGCCCGCGUGACGUUGCAGGCCCAGGCGGGGGGGGGGUUCUCCCUGGCGAGCCCCUGGCUGCAGCGGCGCCUGCAGGCCGCCGGCGGGCUCGGGCGGGGCGCCGUCUUGGACGAGCACCUUGGCAUUGCGGUGCUGGGCCUGGACAGGCUCCAGGGAGCCUCGCCGAGCCGGCGCCUGUCGAGUGCGCGCGCGGGCUUAAUGCUCGCAUUGUGCGGGGCGACCACCUGGCUCAGCUUGCUGGAAUUCUUCGGCGCUGCCGUCUUCGCCGCGUUCCCCCGACGGGGAACGAAUCCUCUGCAGGUAAUUGCGUCCAGCCAGGCCGCCCGGAACGAGUGCGCCAUGUUCGCACGGCGGGGCUCCCGCGCGUGGCUGCGCGGGUGGGCGCUGGCUGGCCUGAAAAACCCCGCAGACGCCUCCGCCCUCCAGGACCUGGAGGAGGCGCUGUGCGCGGGCGCGGCAGCCAGCGUGGCCUCGCGGGACAGGGGCUUCCGCUGCUGGGUCCAGUCAGCGGAGGUGGAGAACGAGCUGAUGAAGUCGGGCCUGGCCAUUCUCGCAGCGGCUUCGGCGUGGGGACCCACGCGCGCCGAUCCUCGGCGCGUCGUCAUGUGCAUGCAGAGCCCCCCAGAGGUCGCCGAGCUGGACUUGUCCAUGUGCCAGUUCGGGAAGUUGCGAGCGUGCUGGUGGUGCGCCGGCAGUUCCUGCGGCUCCGCGCCGCCCCUGGCGGCCACCGCGGACUCGGCAGCGCCGCUGGCGUGGCCGGUGGCCCCAGCGAGGUUCUUGACGGCCCCGGUGGCGCUCCUGGCGGUCUUGGAGGGGGGCUCGACGUCAAGAUUUCCAGUGGCGAUUAUCGCUUGCCUGGCGGCGCUCGGCCCCCCGUGGGACGCGGGCGCGGCCCGCCUCGGCGCCGCGGGCGGCAUUGCUGCUCGCGCCAGGGGCGUCGACGCGCGGGCCGGCGCGGCAGUGGCCGAGGAUGCCCGCGCAGCCCAGGCUGCCCGCUUCCUGCGCGGGUUGCACUUGGACGCUGCGGCCGCCGAGGCAGCGGCGGGUCCUCGCCUGGAGUGUUUGAGGCUCUCUGGCUCGACGACCUGGACGCGGGUCGACGUGGAGGUCGCUUCCUCCGUGGCCUUUCGCGUGGCCGCUCCGCGGCUGGUCGUGGACCUCGCCAUUGCGCGCGAGCUGACGCUGGCCAUGCUGCUGGCGCGCGACCCGCUUGGGGCGGAGUUCGGUGCCUGGCCGUGGGCGCCCCGCGGCGUGUCGUUCGGGGCUUUCUACCAGAUGGGCCGCGCGCGGAUCGCUGCUAGCCUCAGCUGGUGCGGACAACUCAUGUACGAGAACAGGCACAGCCGGCAGGACUACAGCAAUUUGAUUCUAUCGGUCGUCGACAUGGACCGGGGCAUGCGCUCCAAUCUAGGGGCGGCCUGGGACAUCAGCUACGCGUGGGAGCACCUGGACCUGCUCCCGAGCGACACCCGCCUCGUCAUGCUGGAGGCGGUCUUCCUCGCCACACCGUCGCUGGCGCUGGCUUGGGACUGGUGGGACAUCGCCGCGUGCAUCCUGCUGGGGUUCCUGGGCAUGAUGGGGCUCUUCGAGAUCUUGCGGCCAAAAUUCGACGAAAUCUUGGUGCCGUCGCUUUCCGUGGAGAGGCUAUGCGCGAUCUACAUUUUCGUG